Messenger RNA from Python bivittatus (Burmese python), 308 nucleotides. The record is from RefSeq and is a predicted model, not a curated record. Lineage: Eukaryota; Metazoa; Chordata; Lepidosauria; Squamata; Pythonidae.
UUAUGAUGUGCCCCUAUUCAAAGACAGCUGAUGGCUUUGAGAUGCACUUUGGAGUCAACCAUCUUGGACACUUUCUUUUGACCUUCCUGCUAAUAGAGCGCCUGAAACAGAGUGCACCAGCUCGUAUUAUCAAUGUAUCUUCAUGGGCUCAUCGUUUUGGGAAGAUUUGCUUCGAUGAUCUUCAGGGGGAAAGGUUCUACAUUCGGGGCCUGGCAUACUGUCAUAGCAAGCUGGCCAAUAUUCUCUUUACACAGGAGUUGGCUAAACGUCUGCAAGGUGAGCUGGAAGUUUGCAGUGCCUUUAGUUGA